CGAGUGAUGCUGACAGAUCAAGACCCUGCCAUGCCAAUUGCACUUGGCAGAGUAUUCCCAAACACAAUACAUCGAUUGUGUUUGUGGCAUGUGCAAAACAGGUAUAUGCCUCACUUGAAUGAAUUAUAUGCAAGAUUUGAGGACAUGGAUUUCAAAACAAGGUUCCAAUCUAUAAUACAUCAUCCAUUGAAUGAAAUGGAGUUCGAGGCUGCCUGGCAAAUGAUGCUUGAUGAUUUCCACCUACACGAGAACAACACCCUUGCCAGAUUAUAUGAAAUACGCAAAGAUUGGGUACCUGCAUUUUUUAAAGGAGAUUAUUGUGGUCUUAUGGUCUCUACACAACGAAGCGAGAGCAUGAACAAGUUGGUGAAGAGUGCCCACGUGGAUGCAAACACACCGCUUCAUCAAUUUGCAAAGCAAAUGAUGAAGCUCCUGCAUAGUAGGAAGAUGAAAGAGGCCAAAGAGGCACUAGGAUGCAUGGGUCAAAAGGAUACAACUACAUUGUAUAUGUUUGAAAUAAGAGUUGCAAGGGCAUACACUAGAGCUGUGAUGUCAAGGUUUCAGGAGACAGUAAAAUAUGCAACUGCAUACCGAAUAGACCGUGAUACAGAGGGUGAGGAACAUGAUUGGGUGGUGAAACAUACUACAAGAUCAAAUAAAAUUGUUUGGGGUCAACACCAAUUCAAGAUAAGGGCUGAUGUAGAUGCCGGAAAGUAUUCAUGUGAGUGCAAGCAUUGGGAGCAUACAGGUCUAUUUUGUGUUCAUCUUGUACGCGCUUUCAUGCAUCUACAAAUUGAAAGGAUCCCAAGUGAGUAUAUUUUGCAACGAUACACAUACUCCGCGCAUCAAGAUGUGGCUUUUUCAAGAGACGAUAGAAAUUUGAAAGGAAAAGAUGGAGAAACUAGAUCAUAUAGACAGAAGAUGUUGCUUAAAAAAGCAAUGAAAGUAGUACACCAUGCGAGUAUGUCUAAAGCUGGGAAUGAUAAAGCCCUAGAGAUGAUGGACGAAUUAUUAGGGUUAUUGAUGCGUGUGGAGCCUGAUAUAGGUACUGGUGAGAGUUGUGGCACAAGUGUUUGCGAUGACAUCCAGGUCGAAGCGUAUGAAACAGAAGAAAUGGCUAUAGACAACUUAGGCAAAUUAGAUGAUGGGAACGAGGUAUGGAACAGAUCUUUAUAA
Messenger RNA from Zea mays, 1176 nucleotides. Its product is annotated as protein FAR1-RELATED SEQUENCE 5-like. NCBI's taxonomy places the organism in Eukaryota, Viridiplantae, Streptophyta, Magnoliopsida, Poales, Poaceae. The transcript is spliced from 5 exons. The record is from RefSeq and is a predicted model, not a curated record. Gene Ontology annotation, biological process: regulation of DNA-templated transcription. The coding region runs from base 7 to 1176 and encodes 389 amino acids. Gene Ontology annotation, molecular function: zinc ion binding.